Messenger RNA from Silurus meridionalis, 3930 nucleotides. RefSeq names its product flocculation protein FLO11. The coding region runs from base 220 to 2472 and encodes 750 amino acids. The transcript has 11 exons. Gene Ontology annotation, cellular component: plasma membrane. The record is from RefSeq and is a predicted model, not a curated record. Gene Ontology annotation, biological process: T cell receptor signaling pathway; integrin-mediated signaling pathway; protein localization to plasma membrane. NCBI's taxonomy places the organism in Eukaryota, Metazoa, Chordata, Actinopteri, Siluriformes, Siluridae. Gene Ontology annotation, molecular function: protein binding.
UGUGUCAUACCCGGGCGGGACUCGUCUAACAAGACCUAGGGCUUUUUUGGUUAUUUACCAGAGAACGGUCCAUCCGCCUUCAUUCCAACAACACGAUCGUGUCGUUUAGAUCACAAACAUCACUUUGGAUUUGUCAUUCUUCCAAUUCGUGUUAUCUGUUUGUCGGAUUUGGAUUCAUUUACAGUGGGCAAUUUGUUGGAUUACCAAUGAGAUGAGUUGAUGGUGUCAAAGAAGGAUUACAGAUUGGUACCGCAUACAAUGGAACAGGGUGAAGUAAUGAAAGUUAAGUACCUGAGAGAAAAGUUCCAGAAUGAUGAAUCAUCAAAGAGUCGAUUCAAACCUGCUAUCCCAGAUAAACCUAAAACCAUCCCACCAACAUCUCCCACUGCAAAAAUCAGCAACCCGCUAAUUGCUUCCAUCAACUCAGCUGUGGAGAACCGCUUGGUCCCUCGUGUGGUCUUUAAAGAUGACAAAAAGAACCGCCAAUUUCCUCAACCUGGAACAUCACUAGUAAAGGCAAAGCCUAUUUUACUGGAUAAGAACCAAAAGAAGGAAGCAGAUCUCAUCAAACAAGCCCUAAAAGAUAAGAAGAUUGUGGUCCCAAGUCCUGUUACUCCAGUCUCAGAACAGAAACCCAAACCCGAGACUGUCCAAAAGUCUCCAGUUUUAGAGACACCAGUCAAAGUCCCUACACCUAUAUUCAACAAGAGAGAGAAAGAUGAGAAAGAGAAAACAAGCCCAUCAAAAUGUGAUGUACCGGGUGUCCUUGAUCAUUCAGAUUCUACCAUUUACACUCGUGCCAAGGUAGAAGCUACAGUUAACCAGUCUGUGGAUCCCAAAGUUUCUGUUCCAUCUGUUACAGCAAACCCUAUUAUCUCUGCUCCAGUUGUUUCUCCUCGUACAAUUCCAUCGUCAAAACCUCUUGUCCUAACAGAUCCAGAGCCUGUCUUCCAAAAUGGUCCUCAGUUGGAGCAACCAAGACCAGAAAAUCCUAUUAGACAUAAUUUAAGUCAAGCAGCAGAUAUUUUUCCACAUGGUUUACCAGAGGAGGCAGCCUCUAUUCCAGAGAUCCCUGAUAUUCUUGAUAUGGAUAUCCCACCUCCAAUUAUUCCUGAGGACUUUUCUGAUGGUGGCACUUCUCUCCUUGAUAUAUCUACCAGUGUUACUUCUGAGCAUCCAUUUCCUGGGGCUUCUCUUUCUGUUAAUCCAGUUCCCAGCAGUUCAGCUUUAUUCCGUACAGCUUCCCCUAUUCCAACAAUAGAAAGCCCGUAUUCAGAUUCUGUUUUUACCUUCAGUCCUUUGCCAGCAUUCAGUCCUUUGCCAGCAUUUUCAGAAUUUCCAUCAAGUGUUGAGUCACUGGCAGAAAACAAGGCGACUGAAUCCCAAAAGGCGAUUGAUCACACAGAAAAGCCUUUAGAAGUUCCAUUGUCAAGCUCACCCAACACUAAUACAGUGGUCUCUGCUUUAGCAAGAGCUGAAGAGAUGGCCCCUGUUAAGAAUAGCUCUUGUGAUCGGCUGCUAACCCUUCUAGAAAAGGCUAAACGAAAGUCUACAGUGGGCUCUGAAUAUGCCACACAUGACCCUUUGCCUGUAGUUGAGACAAAUCUGCCCAGCAAUGAUCCACUUGAGUCUUCAGCCCAUGCUGAAACACCCUCAUAUGUGGAUACCCCAAAUGUCCUGGAAACUCCUUUGAUUCUUCCUGAUAUCCCCCCUGUUGACUAUGAGGGCAAGGCAGAAGAAGCAACAAUGACAGAUUACAACACCCAACCCUAUGAAUCAGCUCUCAUUGAUGAAGAGCACGAGAAGGAACGAGAGAAAAAAGAACAGAAGGAAAAAGAGAAGAAAGAAAAUGAAAUCAGGAAGAAAUUCAGGAUCACAGGAGAAGAGGAGGCCUUGUACCAAGCAAAAGUGAUAGAGACCACUAAGGGCCGUAAAGAUGAUCUGGCAAUAAAAGCUGGAGAGAUUGUCAGCAUUAUUCGCACCACAGACUGCCCCAAAGGAAAAUGGCUGGCCAGGGACAAUACAAACAAAUAUGGCUACAUCCCUGUGGAGAGUGUGGAGCUGAAUAUUCAGGAGAUGAUGGGGCUGAAGCAUAAAGCUGCAAACAGGACCAGCAUUAAUGGGAUCAUAGAAACAGAUUCCAGUACAGACAUCAGAUCCUCCCAGCAUUACAGUCUGAACCAAGAGAGCUUUGAUGAUGACAGCGAGGAGUGGGGUGACGAUGAUGACACAGUUUUCCCACCAGCUCACACCACGGAUCUAGAAAUAAACCAGAGGGUGGCAUCUCCACACAGGGGUUCAGAGCCAGUUCCAUCCCUGGCAGGUCACCCUGAUAGAAGCGAUAAUCAUUCAGGACAAGAAGCUCUUCAUAAACUGUCAACCUUCUUUGCUCAGCCAAAAGCACCCACACUGCAAAGCGACGCAAUACUCCUUCCUCCUCCGGAUCUCUACGCUGACAUCGUCAAAGGAUAAACAGGAUGCAUUUUGCUUGAAAGAAUGCGAUUUGUAAUCCUUUAUAUGCUUUAAUAUAUAUUUAGCAAGUACUGUGCUGUGUCAGCUGCUUGAUAUUUCCCCAGUCACUUUUGCAUCACCAGGUGACAUGUGCUAGAACAUUUUGCAAGACUGCACUGGAUGCUUCACUCUGUCACCUGGUACAGUUGUGAAAAAACUCAACUCGAAUCAACUCAACUCUUCCCCCCUGGCUGAUGUGAAAGAAUGCUGUCAGGCAUGUAGAAAAAAAUGAGGUGUGGACACACGGUGUACACAUGGUUCAAGGUGGGGUUCAUUUAACUUCCUAUUUUACAUGAGAAGAGGACUUUUUGAAUGGAUUUUACAGUUACUAGCUGUACAAUAUUAUUAGUUUAAUUCCAGAACCUUCAUUUUUUUUCCCCCACCAUGCUAUUCUAAACAAUCUGAUUAAAGAUAUCUUUUAGGAUGCCAUUAGACGAGCAGUCCAACUUCAGCGUCAGUUUCUAUUAAAGUAUUCUCAGCACAGUCUUGCAAAAAAAAAAAAAAACAUAAAUUCUGACCGAAAGAUGGAUUUGAUUCCUGUUGUGCUUUGUAAUAGUAUUACAUCUAUGUACAGUUUAUAUUAUUCAAUGUCUGUAGUGUUUGUCUCGACCGCUUUAGACCAUCUCAAGUGUUUGGAUAAUGGAUACUUGUUUAGAACAGUUAAUUCUGCACGUGGGUGACGAUAAAAAAACAAAACAAAAAGAAAAAAACUGCAUGAUAUGCAUGUUGUGAUGGGUCUUGAAAAUCAUUAUCCCCAUUUCUUGACCGUAUUUAUUUGUAACAUGAAAUUACUUAGAUUUUUCCAAUAAGCACAUGACAAUAUGCAAUUGUAUGCUCAAUACACAAUUUCUUUUUAAUUGUCUUUUUUUUUUUGUACAAUAAAUAAUAAAGUGCAAAAGAGAACACCAUGCAGUGCAUAAACUGUGUGUUGGUUGGGUGGGGGACUUGCACAUCGACAAACCAGGAGUAAACACACACACACACACACAAAAACACUGACUUUGUUUAUACACGCCACGUUUGUUAUGUACACACAGUUAUUGUAUGAGACUUGAUUGUGAAGCAAAAAACGCAUUUUUGUUGUGUUUACUGGUUUGGAUAGUUGCCAUGCAGAGCAUAUUUGUGUGUGUGUGUGUGUGUAUGUGUGUGUAAAAGGGUGCAUUUGUGGUGUUGACUGCAAAUUGUGAAAUGAUGACAAAACUCUCACUUUUGCGUCAUGGAAAAGGAGCUAUAAACAAAACAGGUUGUUACUAAAUAGUGUAAUAUACAUGUUCAGCAGUAGGGGUAGCAGUUUCCCGCUAUAUAAUAAUGACACGAUUUUUCAAAAGAUUAAAUGGAGCUUUCUACAGACACAAUAAGGCACGAUAUGCCUACCAAAAAACAAAACAAAUAAAAUAAAAAAAUUAUAUAUAUAUAUAU